Messenger RNA from Botrytis deweyae, 2802 nucleotides. RefSeq lists its product as uncharacterized. Gene Ontology annotation, cellular component: mitochondrion. The transcript has 4 exons. Lineage: Eukaryota; Fungi; Ascomycota; Leotiomycetes; Helotiales; Sclerotiniaceae. Gene Ontology annotation, molecular function: D-arabinono-1,4-lactone oxidase activity; FAD binding. The record is from RefSeq and is a predicted model, not a curated record. Bases 1 to 2802 code for a protein of 933 amino acids.
AUGGUCUCUCAUUAUUUUGAAAGUCUCCCCGUCCCUCCUCUAGAGAAUCUCACCACAGAAUACAUACUCCAAGAAAUUAUCGACCACAUUGGAAAACUCGCUGAUGAUUUCCCACACACCAAACUCAAUUUAUUUCGCAAACAACUCUGGGAUAUUAGAAAUCGGAAUGUGGAGCCCAAAACACACUUGCGAGGUUUGCUGAGAGUGCUGGAGAAUACGCACACAUUUAAACAUGCAUUUGAGGAACUAGAACCGGGUUUGCAAGCGCAGAUUCGAGUGUUUAUGGAUGAUGAAAAGGAUGUGAAGGAGGAGGAGAUUAUGGGGAUGGGGAAAGUCAAAGGGGAGUUUUAUAUUCCGCCGUCUCCGGCGGUGAAACAUCAUUUCAAGGAGAUGGUUAAGGAGACGGUGAGGGAGAAGGCUCAUGAGAAGAAGAUGAAAUUGGUGCAGAGUAAAGUGAUGAAGAAGAUCCAGGAAGCAAAAGAGGAGAUUGAGAGGGAGAUUGUGGAGGAGGUGGGCGGACAUAUCGAGAUGAUUCAGAAGGUUGAGGAUCAUGUGGGAGAGUUUUGGGGGAGGCAUGGCCACUUGGGUGCGUUGCUCAAGAGUAAUCCUGUGGCUUCUUUGACGGAGAAGUGGGAUGCUUCGAUGCUGGAGAGUGGACUAUCGCCAAGGAUCUGCGAGGAUGAGAGAGGCGCGCGGAUUAUGGAAGUCCAUAAAAAUGCCCCGUUUCAUAAUUGGGGGAAUAGUGUGAAGAAUACGCCGCUGUAUACUUUUGUCCCUACGACGGUGCUGGGUCUGUCGAAUCUGGUCAAGUGGGCGAAGGUCGAGGGCUAUAGAGUUAGAUGUAGUGGGUAUAGACAUUCGUGGAGUAAUACUUUCUCGCAGGAUAAACAGAUUCUGGUCAGUAUGUUGAAUUUGGAGAGUGUGGAGAAAAUCCCAGAUGUCAUGAGUAUUACGGAGGAGAAGGGAGAUGUGGAUUUGAAUGGAGAUGGAGUGGUGGAUGUCAAUGAGUUGAAGACGAUUGAGUUGGCGCCGAAAAUUGAGGGGUUGAGUUUGACGGGGGAUGAAGAGGGGAAAAUGUUUUGUCGAGUUGGAGCGGCGGUGACGAAUGAACAGUUUAGGAGGUGGGCGGUGGGUCAUGGGAAAUGGGCGUUGCCGGUAGACGUGAUUCUUGUUGAAGUCACAGCAGGCGGCGUCAACGGACCCAUUUGUCACGGUGCGGGUCGUCGUCAUCAAACAGUAUCCGACUACGUUCGCGCCAUCGAAUACAUCGACGCAAACGGUAUCCACCGCACCAUAACAAAACCCGCUCACCUCCGCGCCGCCGCCGGUUGUUUCGGACUCCUCGGUAUCGUAACCCACAUCACACUCCUCCUCUCCCCCAUGACGUACGCCAUUCUGCGUCCCACCAAACCCGACAUUGCACUUGCCAUUCCCCCUCUCUCUCCUACCGAUAUCCCCAUCGCGCUGCGCAAAUCCUGGACUCCCGCCCAAUACGCCGACGCGCUAGAGGAGUUUGAAGAUAAAGCCAAUAAUGACUAUUACAGCGAAUGGUUCUGGUUUACGCGCAGUCAGCAGGCGUGGGUUAAUACGUGGAAUGAAACGGUGGAUGCGGAGGGUGCAGUCGAGUAUCCGAGCCCGUUUGAUACGUUUGUGCAGUGGGUUCAGGGCUGGGUGGGCAGUGUGUUGACGAGGAGUGAGGUGUUUGGUUUGUUGCCUGGGAGGUGGCAGGCUUGUAUUUUGAGUACUUUUGGGAUGGUCGCACUCCCCCCCUUUGAAUUCAACGAAUUCGAACAAAAGAAAACAGUCGAAUACAAAACCGCACUUCCUAACGGUCUCCAUUUCCGUCGCGGCAUCCAAAAUAUGCGCGUCCGGGACCUCGAAUUCCAAAUCCCCAUUCCCUGUCUCCCCAACGCCACUCCCGAUUACACCAUCGUCCGCCGGGCGUGGUGGGACAUUAUCAAUCUCUGCUAUCGCGAUUCGGAGACGCCGAUGCGGCUCACGCUCGAGCUCCGGAUUAUGGGGGAUUCGAAUUUGAUUAUGGCGCCGCAGAGAGGAAAUCGCUGGGGGACGGCGAGUAUUGAGAUUCUGAGCGUGCCGGAUGCGGUGCGCGAUGAGGAGUGGGUGCCGUUUUGUCAGGAGGUGGUGGAUUUGUGGGCGGGGUAUAGGGGGAGGAUGAGGGUUGGUGGGGAAGAGGAGGAUUUGAAUGUGAGGCCUCAUUGGGCGAAGGAGUGGGAGGGGGUGAAGAUUAGAGGGAGGGGUGCCAGGGAGUAUUUGAGAGAGGUGGGGUAUAAGGAGGAAGUGGGGGAGUUUAGGAGUGUACUGGGGGAGAUUGGGAAGGAGCAGGGGUGUGGAUUGGGGGAUUUGAAAGGGAGGUUUAGUAAUGAGUUGUGGGAUUAUUUGGUUUUUGAUGGGGUGGAGGUGGCGAGGGGGGAGGGGGAGGAGGUGCAGAGUAUUAAGGUGGUGGAGGGAACACAUACGGUGGUUGAUGGAAAAGAGAUGAAACCCCGCGGGAUCGAAGAGGCGAAAAUGAAUAGUUCGAGGGAAUUAAUAGAUUACUCGACGACUGAGAAGAAGGGGGAUGGAAAGGGGAAGGGAAAGGAACAGGAACGGGGACAGGGGAUUAAAGAUGGAGAGGUAAAAAUUUUCGAGGCGAAAGGGAUUGUUAAUGGGGUGAAGGAGAUGAAGGAGAUAAAGGAGGUGAAGAGUUCUAGCAGUAGCAGUAGUGCUGUACCCGAGAAGGUGAUUGGGAUUCCGGGUAUUGAUCAUGCACGUGGGGUUUUUCCUAUUAAGUUUGGUCGCUAG